This is a messenger RNA of Caenorhabditis briggsae, 1116 nucleotides long. RefSeq names its product Protein CBR-GGTB-1 (gene Cbr-ggtb-1). NCBI's taxonomy places the organism in Eukaryota, Metazoa, Nematoda, Chromadorea, Rhabditida, Rhabditidae. The record is from RefSeq and is a predicted model, not a curated record. The transcript is spliced from 7 exons. The coding region runs from base 1 to 1116 and encodes 371 amino acids. Gene Ontology annotation, cellular component: Rab-protein geranylgeranyltransferase complex. Gene Ontology annotation, molecular function: Rab geranylgeranyltransferase activity. Gene Ontology annotation, biological process: protein geranylgeranylation.
AUGUAUGUUUAUAUGAAUUCAAAAGAUAAUAAGGAACCUAUUGUGGGAUUGAAGCUUCGGCAAGUGAUAAGGAUUCAUCGAGGAAAUGUUCGCCGAAACCCGAGUUUUGCUGGUCUUCUAGACUUCGCCCGAAAAGAUGUCGAUUUACCUCAAAGCUCACCGAAGAAACUACUAAAAGGGCUUCACUCCAAUUUUAUUCAGCAAUAUGAGAAAGACAAGGGUGGAUAUCAUUACAUAAUGGCCGAGCAUUUACGAGUCAGUGGAAUUUAUUGGUGUGUUAAUGCUAUGGAUUUAACGAAAGAGCUCCAUCGAAUGUCAGCGGUCGAAAUCAUAGACUACGUUCUCAGUUGCCGUAACAAGGAUGGUGGUUAUGGACCUGCUCCUGGCCACGAUAGUCAUCUUCUACAUACACUUUGCGCAGUUCAAACUCUUAUCAUUUUCGACUGUUUACAAAAAGCAGAUGCCGAAUCGAUUUGCGAAUAUGUGAAAGGAUUGCAACAAGACGACGGGAGCUUUUGUGGAGAUUUGUCAGGUGAAGUAGAUACUCGUUUCACCCUCUGCUCAUUUGCUACAUGUCAUCUACUCGGACGUCUGUCUGCACUGAACAUCGAUUCCGCUGUUCGUUUCUUGAAACGAUGUUAUAACACUGAUGGCGGAUUCGGAACUCGACCUGGAUCCGAGAGUCAUUCGGGACAAAUUUACUGUUGUAUAGGAGCAUUAGCAAUCGCAGGAAGACUUGACGACAUUGACAGAGAUCGAACUGCUGAGUGGCUGGCUUUCAGACAGUGUGACAGCGGGGGUUUAAAUGGACGUCCCGAAAAGCUCCCAGACGUUUGCUAUUCGUGGUGGGUUCUCGCGUCUCUUUCUAUUUUGGGUCGAUUGGAUUUCAUCGAUCAGACAUCAAUGAAGAAGUUUAUUUACGCUUGCCAAGAUGAUGAAACUGGUGGAUUUGCCGAUAGACCAGGCGAUUGUGUAAGUUUCUUUGCUGACCCAUUUCAUACUGUAUUUGGAAUAGCUGCACUUUCCUUGUUUGGUGAUGAAACUCUGGAAGAAGUGGAUCCGAUUUUUUGCAUGACGAAGAAGUGCCUUGGAGACCUACGAAUUGAAAUGUUUUAA